This is a messenger RNA of Symbiodinium necroappetens, 1458 nucleotides long. NCBI's taxonomy places the organism in Eukaryota, Dinophyceae, Suessiales, Symbiodiniaceae. The record is from the annotation of a GenBank genome assembly.
AUGGACCAACUUCUCGCUACCAUCGCUGAGCUGGACAAGGCGGCCAUAGCUCAGGAGAAGCGAAAUGCCGAGCUACAGUCGGCGCUUCAGAUAAAGUCGAAGGAGCUGGUUUUGCUCCAAGAGAGGCUCGCAGCCCUCCAGCCGGAGCCAGACGACUGGGCGCCGCCCCCACGCCGCUGCAGCCGGGCCGCCUCGGCGCUGCUGCGGCUGCUGGUGGUCCUGGGGGCCGUGCUGGUGCUCUGGGAGGCAGACUGGCACGCGGACGCUGACGCACCUGCUCCCGACGUCGCGGAUGCUCUGCGCACGCAGGGCUUCCUGCAAAGGGAGGCCCCUGUUCAGGUGGAUAUGCAAGCCGACAGUGGCCCGCACUUGCAGGGUGCGAAGAAGAUGACGAAGGCGGAAGAGGUGCUGAUGGAUGCGAAAGUCCCGGAAGUGGAGACGCAGACAUCACGUGGCGCAGAGAGGUCAGGAGCUGCGGUUGGCUCUACACCGCAACCGGAAGUGAGACCGAGCCAGUCACCGACGCCUCCGGCGGAGCCGCGAGAGCCGACGCCACAGAGUCGCCAGGCUAAUCCGGAGCCCAAGGCCGUGAGCCAGCCAGGGCCCGCCCCGUCAAAGAGCAGCACAGAGUCCAAGGAGGGUCCCGCCGGGAAGAGUCCAGACCCUACGGCCGGGAGCACGAAGGAGAAGCCGCCAGCACACAAGGAGACAACGAGCGCGGGUGAGCGAGCAGAAGUGCUUGAAAGGGCAGCGGACAAGCUGGAAGCAGAGGCACCGCCUCCUGAGGCUGACAAGCCGCACAAAGCCGCAAAGCCCAAGGAGCCCGUCAAGCAAGCUGCUAGAACAGGAGGUGAGUCGGCUGCGAAAGCACCCGCUACUUCCAGCUCUCGUGGUGAAGCUGGCCAGCCGGAAGUGCCAAGUCAGCCAAGGAGUGAGGGAAAGCCCCGUGUGGUCGAGUCGUCUCGGCCAGAGGCACCGAACCCACCUGCAAGUGGGCCCGACGUGAAAGCUUUGCGGUCACAGCCGCCGCAGGCUCCAGCGCCACCGAAGGCACCGCCCCGGGUACCGCCCAAGGCGCCCAGCCCACGACCCCAAGCGCCGCAGGAGGUGCCAGCCACAGCCCCGGAAGACGAUGUGUUCGCGGCGCUGACCACGACCUUCGCCGCCCCACACCUCCAGGAAAAGCCGGAAGCCAACAGCAGUGACGACGACCUUGCGCCAGGCGGCCAAAUGGUUUUCGCUGCUUUGCCUUGCCUCCGACUUAGCGGCUCGGAGUCCUUCGAGUGCCAAGAGCGACUCCCCGAGCAGAGGACCACAGACCGGGCCAGGAUGGAUUACCUGGAGGAGCUGCUUCAGCACCUCUGGGAUAGAAAGAUCUGGGAAUCGGAGGCGGUGGAGUCUGCCCUUGGCGGGGCCAUGGGGGUCGUGGCAGGCCUCUGGGCCUGUUGGGCCUUCUGA